Cantharellus anzutake is the source of this 540-nucleotide messenger RNA. RefSeq lists its product as uncharacterized. The record is from RefSeq and is a predicted model, not a curated record. NCBI's taxonomy places the organism in Eukaryota, Fungi, Basidiomycota, Agaricomycetes, Cantharellales, Hydnaceae. The transcript has a single exon. The coding region runs from base 1 to 540 and encodes 179 amino acids.
AUGCCAGGAGCCACAGUGGUUGAUGUCAUCCUUAGGUUGUGGCAUGAUAGCCCAAAAGGGGCUAUUGGGAAGUCCCCAUUCACUGUAAAGAAAUCCUUAGUUGCCAUUGUGUACAAGGAUGCAGACACCUGGACAGGGGAUGUUGAUUGGGAUUUUGAUUUCUGGGCACUCCAAGAUCCACCACUACUCCUUUGUGAGGAUCCAGAAGGGAACCUGAAAACAUGGCAAAGUCUGCAGUCAUUUGUAGCAGCACUUUGCAAGUGUGGCGCUCAGGAGUGCAAGAAGGGCAAGGCAGCUUGGGAAGAGCCAGCAACAUUGAUGGCCAUGAAAGCCUUUGCCAAUCAAAGGACAAAUGAUGGCUACUCCCAGGGUUGCAGCACUUUUUGCAGUCUCAUCCACAUCAAGUGGUACAGGGAGAAUGGGAUCCUGAAGCAACUCAUUGAUGAAACAAAGAUAGCCAAGUGCUAUCCUUUCACAGAAUUGAUGAGACCCAGCUCUUCUAAGCUUGGAUCUUUGACUAUUACCAUUGCUAGAGUCUGA